CAAGCCGCGUUUUUCAGGCUCCACUCCAUCCCAUCCCCUCCCCUCCCUCACUUCACGCUCUCUCUCUCUCUCUGUAUACUUCUCUCUUUCUCUCUCCUCAUAGUCAGAGGAAGAAGAAGAGGAGGGAGAGGAGGAUUUCAUUCCCAGUGCAAGUUGGGGCCUCCGAUUUCUGCGUCUGCCCAUCAUUCCUUCCUCUCUCCUCCUCCUCCUCCUUCAUUUCUGCUAAUUGGGAGGAUCCCCAGAACAAAUAUCUUCGUCCCUGCACUGCAACUCUCUGCUUUCUUCCCUGUCUGCUUUCAGUGACACAGCGGAAGAUCUGCUCCUCUGUACUGAAGUCUGUACGCCCCGAAAGGAAACCGGACGAGACCCUCCAUCCAAACCGAGAAGUGAAAGAUUCUCGAGCUCAUUUAGACUGUCUUCCUUCCAUUUUCAUCAUUUACCCCACUCUUCUUGACAUUCGUCACUCGAUCUCCCCACUCAGAGUCUGCUUUUCCUAUCUACUGUCGUCACUCUGACUGCUCGAAAUCAGUGAUACCCAUCUCCCGGAACAGACCCCAGAAACGGGUGAAUCGGGAUUUCUGUUCUACUGUCGACUACAGGAAUGGGGAAGACGGCGACGGCUAACAGGGAUUGGACGCAGAUCUACGCCAUCUACGGCAUGGACCAGUGGCAGACGCUAGUCUUCCUCUCCCUCCACGCCGCCCUCUUCUCCCUCAUGUCCGUCCUCUUCCUUGUCUACUUCGAUCCGAUCUGCACCCGCUUCGAGGCCUUCCUCUCCUCCCCAGCUGGGGCGAGGUUUGCCGCCGGCUUCACCGGCUCCGUCACGGCGAUCUCCGCCGUCUGCUUGUUCUACGCCGCCGGGAACUUCUUCUACUCCGCGGUGCCCCUGCACCACGAGAUGGCCCACCGGAUGGUCGGCGCCGUCGGCGACUGGUCGAUGGUGAGGAGCGCGCUCGACCUUGGGUGCGGCCGAGGCAUACUGCUCAAUGCUGUGGCCACUCAGCUGAAGAAGACUGGCAGCUCGGGUCGGGUCGUCGGGUUGGCCCAGGGGAAGACCACUGCCCUCUCCACCUUGAGGACAGCUAAAAUGGAAGGUGUACAAGAAUAUGUUACGUGCCGGGAAGGCGAUGUGAGGAGUCUGCCCUUUCCGGACAAUUACUUCGAUGUGGUGACAUCGGCCGUGUUUGUGCACACGGUGGGGAAGGAGCAUGGGGCUCGUACGGUGGAGGCCGCGGCCGAGAGGAUGAGGGUGCUGGGGGAGCUGGUUAGGGUUCUGAGGCCAGGUGGGGUCGGUGUGGUGUGGGACCUCCUCCACGCGCCGGAGUACGUCCGGAGGCUCCAGGAGCUGAGAAUGGAGGAUAUCCGGGUCUCCGAGCGCGUGACCGCCUUCAUGGUCAGCAGCCACAUCGUCACGUUCAGGAAGCCCGAUCAGCAUGUGCUCGGCAUUGGGGAAGUCCGACUGGACUGGAGAUGCUGAUGUGGCAUCGCCGUGGAAAUUAUAAUAGCAACUACUAAAAAAAGAGGGGGAAAUACAUAAACAAAAGAGGAGGAUGGUAAUGCUUUUUUCUUUUUUUUUUUUCCUCCCAAAGUUUUCUGAAGAAAUCUGGGUAGGCGAAGUCGAUCCAGAUGCGUCGUUGCGAACGACAUGGAAGCGUGAUGUCGUGGGUUCUUAUAGACAUAUAUAAUUAUUAAUAGGUGAAAUCUAAAGCGCGAGGAAUACAUACUGAUCGAGAAAUGUAAUGUACGACUAGGAAUGUUCCCGGGUUAUCAGAAAUGAAAUCUUCGAUACGAAGAGUCAUUUCGAGUUCUGAAAAUCUGAUGUGCAUAGUAUGUAUGGGGGGUAUUCAGAAGGCUCUUCUUGUGUGUCUGUCUUCUGCCGAUAAGAAACCUUUGUACAAAAGAAAGUUCAUGAAUGAAUAGAUAAAGUAUGAGAUGCAUCAGUUUUUACAAAU
This is a messenger RNA of Punica granatum (pomegranate), 1952 nucleotides long. Lineage: Eukaryota; Viridiplantae; Streptophyta; Magnoliopsida; Myrtales; Lythraceae. The record is from RefSeq and is a predicted model, not a curated record.